AAUAUCUUCAUCAAUUUCCAAGCUGCGUACAUGUUCAUUACAGAUGAAGCUGACAUCACCCGAAGAGAAAGCGAUGUGCUAUAUAGGAUGGCUCAAGGUUAAUGUAUAUUCAUGAUUGCCAGCAUUCAGCGCCACCGGCUCUUCAAUCGAAGUUCUAUUUCUUUUCCCCUUUUGUGAACGAUUUCCAUACGCUUGGGUAACCAUAGAGCCGGGGAAUGAUCACAAUCAUCCAUCUACCCCCGACCGCUGGUUGUCUUGUGUGCAUGGGAGGCAGUGCUUUCUUGGAGUUAGGAGAUUUAAACCUUUGUAAUACCUCCAAACGUCGUAACGGAGAGUGCAUAAGAUGUGAUGAUGAGAUGCAUCAAGAAGUCAUGCACAGCCAUCUGACUUUCCAGUGGCCUACGGAGUUGUUCAUCUGAUCAUCAUCGCCCUCGCCGUCGUCCUCCCAUCGCCUUCACAUCCUCUACGAUAAGCUACACCACCGUGAUCACCAUCAUGGCCGUCAUCUUGACCAGUCAAAACCACUGUAUCGUCGCCAUUGUCAACACCGUCAAUAACAAUCCCAUCUGAGAACAUUCUGCUCGAUCAAACUAGACAGAGCGAGGGAUAGACAAUGACUAUCACCCAGACCAUUGGAUAUUAUCAUCAUCUGAGUGACAAGUCAACAAAUCUCUUUUUGAGAAUAUAUUACUAGACUUGGCGGAAAAUGGAGUAUCAAUAAAAGCAUUCAGGUAUCACCUCCAUGGACAACAAAUUAGCAACGUCGUUUGCAUGUCAUCAUUAGAAUAUCUGUAGAAACGAGUGUUAAUUGAAACAUUAGGAAGUCAUCGCCAUCUGAUAACAAAUCAAAAACAUUCUUUAGAUGGUCAUUUGACGUUUUACAGCGUUAUUAAUGAAAAAGCCUUCAGGUGUCAUCAUUAUCAUCUUUCUGACUAAAAUCGAAGACAUGCAUAACCAUAGAUUGCCAACGUAUUAUCACCUCAAACCAACAUCAUCAAAGAUGAUCUUUUAAUGAUCAAACAAGAUUGAGGAACCAUGCUCUCCUCAUAGUUUAUGAAACAUAUUAUAAAAGGAUAUCGUUUCCUUAAUCCCCGACAAUGGAACAUCAACCUGAUCAAAAAAUGGUCAAUGCAACUGAGUCUGAGGAUACCAACAUCCCGGAUGUUGACCAUAUCGCAGCAGGCCUUUCGCUCGCUGUUCUCGUUGUCAUGGGAAUCGUUGGAAAUCUCGUUUUACUCCUGUCGGUGGGCUCAGCCAUGCGGACGGUACGACAUCGGUGGAAUAGACUCGUCCAUGAUCUUAUUUUCAUGUACGGAUGUCUGGAGAUGCUCUUUUUCUUCAUCCCUUGUCUCUUGUCAACCAUCGCCUACAUCUCCUCCUGGAAUGUUGACACGCACCAGUCAGUCUGCGAUUUCUUCGGGUGGAUUGUAUUGUCAUUGAAGUUUGGAUCCUUAUGGAUGCUAACGACUCUCGCUGUAGAGAGAUAUCUCGUUAUAUGCAAACAGGGGGGAACGUCCAAUCGGUUCGCAUGGACGGUGAGAUACGUCACUUUUGGCGGGAUUUUAAUAGUAACUGUUUAUGCAGCUGUUCCUCUUAUAGUGAAAAUUGGUAUGGUGGCUUCUGAAGCCGUUCCGGACGCGGUUUGUCAUUUUGAUUUCACGCCAGUGACUCGAGGCUCCCAAGCGUUUGUGAUCUCAACUAUCGUGCUUACCUAUGUCAUGUUCCAAAUGACGCUUUUCUGUCACGUGUCCAUUCUAUGCUUCCCGUCACGCGAUGUGCGGGAGAAGAAGGCACCAAUUCAAGAAGGCGCCACCUUGCACCGUGUGGAGCACUCACUGGUCUAUGGAUUUACCCCCCUUUCGAUAUGGGUGUGGCUCUGUACCACUCCAUUAUGGAUAACUCUGAUAUUGACCCAGACUGGAUCUGACAUUAGCCCCGGAUGGGAGUUUGGUGUCCUACGUACGCUGACUGUUUGUUCAGCAUUAAGCCCUUAUAUUUUGCUUUUAUCUAGUGCAUAUUAUCGCUCUUCAUUCUGUCAUUUUAUAUGCUGUCGAGAUGCACAAAGGAAACAAGCGACUCAAGAAGAGCACUACAAUGACGUGCCCAAUGACGUCAGAUGUGAGGAUUGCCAAGCUCGUAUCAAAAGAUCAGAAAACGGACAAAGAGUCAACAACAUGACGCCUUUUGUAGACUUGGGAGUUCCUAGAACGAGAGAUCGAAGUGAACAAUACAUUAUCAGCGCAUCUCAACCACGCCCAACUGAUGAAGCAGCCAUACCCAACGGGCGCUUGAAUGUGAUUAAAGCCGAAGUUGAAAACCACACCCAACUUACGUUGGAUGACGCACACCCGUCAACCUCGUCUCCGGGAAUCCUACCCACUGAUUCUAAGAUUUAUUUGCUAUCUGCAGGAGCAAAUGGCGAAUUGGUAUGUAGGAGGUCGUUUGAUGGCGGGUCGCUGAGGGAUGAUAACGAGUGCACUUCGCCGAGGGGUGACCGUGGGAGUAGCUCAAGUCAAGGUUCAUCCCCAAGAGAUGGUUAUCCAGAUGAUGAUGAUGAUGAUCCUUCAGAUGAUGACCAAGCUGGAGGGUACCUCAUCACACUUCCGGUCAAUAUGCCAGGUCAAGGGUCAAAUGAAACUGUUGAAAGGAUCUUCUACAUCCAGGAACCACCUCAAAAGUUCGUGGAAUCCUCUGUGGUAGGCGAAGAUGGUGCAGCUGUCAAAAUUUAUGGCACCGAAAACGCCAUUGCUAGAGAUGGUGACGCGGUAUCUGACAUUCAUGGCAAAGGACCCCUGAGGCCAAAUGUGGCGCAUGUAACAAGACCCAACUUGGCUGGGUUGGUUAUGGACAGCAUGGGAAGUGGAAGUGACGGAGACAUGGAGGACGAGGAACUCAGCAGAUUUGAAGCUGAAAUUAGAGGAAGGAUAAUGGGGCGUUCAAAUCGACGAAAGUUACGACGAAGUAGUGAACCACAAUCUCUGGGUACGAGAACAGACUCGCGGAGAGAAGGGCUAAUUGGCAAGGAGUCUCAUGGCGAUUCGUCGAUAGGAGUCAACCAUGUGGGGAGCGACAAUAAAAGUAAAUCUCUAUCAAGAGAUGGGAUAAGAGAGCAAGAUAUCCGGAUCCACGGCCCAUCAGCAUCCGAUCCGCAUCUUUUGACGUUAGCUUUCCAACAGGCAAUGCUAUCACAUUCGCAGCGGCAUGACAAUGAAAGGCAGAACGUACAAUCUGAUGAAAUGGUCGACACAAAAUCUCCUAGUCGCCUGAUACCGGUUAUUAAUAUCACGCCAGCUGAGGGUAUGGAUGACAUGGAUGAUGUCCAACCAAUAUUUGCCCAAAGAAGUAACCGAAUUGAUCAUCGAUUUCUAGCUCCAAUAGCAGAGGAAGCUGGUUUUGACUGCAGUAGGAGCUCGCACAAUCUGCCUUUGAUGCUUAACGCAAAGCAUGAGAAGGUGCAUCGAAUGCCAAAGACAAAUGCCCAGAUAAUGUCAAACUGGAAACUACAGGAGGAUGUCCGAAGAUCGACGUCUUCGACUCAUUCGGCGAUACAAAGGCAAAAUGCAGAGGAAAUGUUUCACGAAGACGAUACGGAAUCCUUGGGGGAAAGAGAUUCUAAAGAAAAGCAAGAUUUUAUUGCUUCAGGGGUCAAUUCAUUUGAAAAUAGCUCGAAUCCUGCGAUUAAAGUUAACGUUGUCGCAGAUGAAGAGGGCUCAAGUGAGAACAUUUCCCCUCGGACGUUAGAACAGGUCGGAGAUGUGGUCGAACGAUCGGCUGAUGGAAAGCAAAAGGCUGCAGAUCCUCUACUGGAGACUCCUGAAUGGCUCAACGUUGAGCAAGCCAUGCAGGGACAUAUUAACCAGGGAUUCAUAGAUACAGAAGAUAUAUUAGCUAGUAACAAUGGACGUGACAAUAACCAUUUACCUCUAACUUCAAAUGACAAUGCUUUCCAGAUAGGUGUCGAAGAAGAUGCAGGGAUGAAAUCUGAAGAAGAUUUGGAUUGCUCGGACACUCAAAGCGAAGAGGCUGGCAGCAAACCGGUCAAAGUAUCAAUAGAUACUUUGGGAAAUGGUGACAUUGAAGUCAGGACUUCUAAGAAAACACUUCCUCUUAAAAGACAAGAUAGGUUAACUGAAAGUGAAAACGAUGUAAACUUAUCCAGAGUUCUCAGAGCGUCCACAAAUAAUCUCCAAAUCCAGUCGAAAGAUAUUAUUUCCGAAGUAAACGACAACUUCACAAUGUCAAAACAUUAUUCGUUGGGCACAGCUAAUGGUGUCGAGGAAAGCGUAGAGUACAAUUCAAAUGAAGAACCAAAGCAGACGUAUUCGACAAGAAACGAAAUGGGUUUGCACAAAAUUGGGGAAUCUAAAGAGCUUUCGACAGCAGUUUCAAUGGAAAGGAGACUCUCGAAGUCUACACUGGUAGGGGUUAAUUCUUACCCGCUGACUGGCAUGCGCGGAUUUUCGAUUGACGGGAAUCUCUAUGUAAUAUACCCAAACAAGUGGACAAGAACGACGUCUAAACCAACCAGAGACGGUGACUGUUUAGAAAGCUCUGACGUUGGAUUGACUAGGUCAUCACCAAUGGAUGAGAAGAGCGAAUCCACCUUAGAUAGUGAAGUUUUCAACACGGGUACUUCAUUAUCGACUCAUAAGAAGGUUGACUUCAUGGACAUUGAGACUAAGAGAAACCAACCAAGUGUUCAAGUAGCCAUGGUGUGAAAAUUAGGCCACAUAUUUUUUUCAGAAAGCACACUGAUCCGACAAAUAGUGAAGAAAUGUAAAGAGAAGAGAGAAAUAAUGAACCAAAAAAAAGAAGAAGAUUGAGAACGAAGAGCAUGGGAAAUAGACGGUCGGGUCAUUUAACGCUAUUUAAUUCAGAGAAAAUCGUCACCUUUUGGUCGGCUUAGCCCCCCCCCCCUCCAAGAAAAAAAAUGGCGCUGCCUUUGGUUGUGGUUUACAGUCUCUCCCCUUCCGCUGAACCGUUUUUACGUAUUUUUCUCCUAGACGAACACCCGAACACCCCUCCCCCUAAAAAAAAAACCCCGCUGUUAAUGACCCCCUUUCUACAGAGCCGAGACGUACCCAUGAAAGACCGAAAAUUUGGGAGGUCUUUCAGCAGUGUCCAAGAUCGCUGAAAUAUGUGGUCUCUGGAAUAGUCCGAAAACCAGUGGAAAGACUCUGGCAGACUGAUUGAUAAUUCUUGUCUUGCUGGACUUAUGAGGUGUUGCAAUAAACUUGCGAUCAAUUGCAAGUCUAUUUUUGGUCCCUAAAUCAAUUAUAUGUCUUGCAAUUAAUCGCAAAUUCACGAUUGAUUGCUAUUCUGCUUUUUGAAACAAGGAGGGUAAUCUGAAUGCUAUACAGCUAAAAUUGAUCUAUCAAUUGUAAAAUUGCAACAGAAUAUUUGCAAUUGAUUGCAAAUAUUUUCCUGCAACACCCCGUUAGACUAAUCCAAUAUACAGUAAUAUGUCAAUAUGGUAGUUCAAAAGUCUUUCCGAGAUAUACAGCGCGUCCCCCAAAAUGUCCCUCUGACAUAAGGCUGAAUUAAUUCUAAAAUGUGGUAGUAUUUUUAAAUAAAUGUUCAUAAGUAGAAAGCUCAUUUCAUGAUCUAACUUCUAUGAAAAUUUCAUUGGUUGCGCUUCAGCGGUUUUUAAUACACUGUUACGUAACAGUGGUGCAUUUUAGCCCAUUCCAAGUUUGUAGCAUUGAUGCAUUUCUGCAUUGUCUAUGGCAUAUUAACCCCCAUUUUUACAUCCAGGAUCUGAGCAGGGACAUUUCCCUAAUCAUAUCCAUUCUCAUCAAAUCAUAAACUUGGGCAUGUUCAGAAGGACAAGAAACAUAAAAAAUUAAGUUUGUUUGAUUAUGAUGAUUGAUAAGGGGAAUCAGUGCAUCAAGUUGGAAAGAAAAUGUGAAUGAUGGAUGAGUAAAAUAAGCUGAAAAACUAAAGGGGAAUCCCUUUACCAGAGAAAAAAUUAUUUUUCUUUUAAAAGUUACAUUGAAUUAACGUGACCACAGUAUAGCUUAUCAACUAAAAAAAAGUCAUGAAAAAAAAACUGCAGUAUUAGGCAUGAAUUAGGCAUGAAACAGACACGACCAGUUGUCUUAAUCAUUGUGCAUCUCCUGUUAUCAAAUAUGAACUGCCAAAUAUUGUUUUUCCCUUCUGAACAUGUUUAAGGUUGUCAUUUGAUGAGCCUGGUUAGAUCAUAGGUCCAUGGUUAGAUCAUGAAGAUUUUCCUGGUCAGAUCAGGGAAUUCCUUGAUCAGAAUGUUCAAAGGGGGUUGAUAUGCUAGAAAGUGCAAAACACACACCAGUGCUGCAUGCACGCAAACUUGGAAUGGGCUGAAAACAACCACUUUUACAUAAUAUACCGUUUAUUCAAAACCACUGAAGCGAGACCAAUGAAAUUUUUACAGAAGUUAGAACGUGAUAUGAGCUUCCUAAUUCUAUACAUGUCAUUGAGAAUAAUUUUCAUUUUUGAAGCAAUUUAGCCGCAUAUCCGAGGGACAUGUUUUGGGGGACGCGCUGUAUGCAACAAAUGACCUUGCGACACUCUUUCUUGGUCUUUCAGUGAUAUCUUCAAAAUAAAUUUGAGAUACUACCGAAAGAUCAUGGAAAGACUUAACAAGACCUUUGAAAGUUCAUUUAGAAGUCCACUGAAACACUUUGAACCCUUUCAAAAAGAUUUGGAGCCACGGAGACCUCGAAGACCAUUGAAAGGUCGGUUCGGAAUCCUGUAAGACCUCUGAGAUAAUUCAUUGAAUUUUCUUUGGGAGGCCACUGAAAGAUUUAGCAGGCUUCAUGAUAAUUCAGGGGUCCGAGAGCGGUCUUGCUCUCUGUGGAUGUGGGUUUUACUUUGGCCGAUAAGAGGAAUGAAAUGUAUCCUCAAUAAUACAACUGUAUGAAGGGAACAUAUUCUAAACUAUUUAUAUUUUCCCAAAAAGCAAAUUUCUCAGAAAAAAAAAAUGUUUUAGCAAUUUGAAUAAAUUCUAUCAGAUUUAAGAUGAAGAUUUGGGCAGUGUUUCAUUAUCCGAUAAAUUAAAAUUUAUUUAAAAAUUUUGAUUGUCUGAGAGGAACGGGAGUCCGAUUGUUACCAUGACAACUGUCGGAUAAAACAGACUUUGUCGGAUAAGAAUCGGACAGGUCAUUUCAUGCCCCCCCCCCCCCCCCCACAUAGCCCAUGAGGCCUUUGUAUAACCAACUUUGUAGGCCUAUAGGCGUGGGCCUACUCUACUGUUUUAAUAGAGACAAAGAAACUUUUGUAAGAAGUUUUAUUUUAUUGUAAAGAGAAAAUAUAUUGCAUAAAGGUCAGUGUGUACAAUUUCAAAAUAAUAUCUAUAUUAUUUGAUUUGUGUUUUAAGUUGAUAACGGUUUGUAAGGAUUUGUCUUGAGAGAAAUACAUCGUGUUACG
Molecule: messenger RNA, 7404 nt
Organism: Lytechinus pictus (painted urchin)
Lineage: Eukaryota; Metazoa; Echinodermata; Echinoidea; Temnopleuroida; Toxopneustidae
Exons: 6
Coding region: 1098-4718 (1206 amino acids)
Biological process (GO): inflammatory response; adenylate cyclase-activating G protein-coupled receptor signaling pathway; positive regulation of cytosolic calcium ion concentration
Cellular component (GO): plasma membrane
Molecular function (GO): G protein-coupled receptor activity
Source: RefSeq, a predicted model, not a curated record